CGGAACGGAAUAUUAUCGAAGAAAACACAACCCCUAUAACUUUUCUCCAUUUUUUUUUAGCCUUUAAGUUUAUCGACCUCAUCCAAAUUUUGUAAGAAGUUCUCUGACUGCACGAGAACCAGAACUUUCAACCAAACACACACAUGCCACCAUAUUGCCCUCACCAUCACAUACUCCACUGCAACAUGAUUAACUGUCUCAGAUUCAACCCCACAAAUUAUACAACUUACAUCGACCAAAUCAAUACCUCGACGCCUAAGGGCAUCCGCAGUCGGGAUGCAUCCAAGACACAACUUCCAAACGAAAAAUGAAACCUUUUUAGAGACCCACUUGUUCCACUUGAAGAACCCCCCUACUUCAACCUUGUCACCGAUUUUUUCGCAAAUCUCUUCCCUAAAUUUUGAGGCCAAGAAAGUUGGUUUGAUUCCCUCUCCAAGCCCAUACUUCUCGCAUUCCGACCCUAACUUUCUUGAUAUCCUUAUUUAUGGACAUAAUGUCUUUUUAGAUUCCGGGUUCAUUUAAACUACAAGGAACCCGUCCUGACAAGUUGGUCUAGUGGUUAGUCACUUGGUUUCUCUCUUUGAAGUCUUAAGUUCAAUUCCCACUAGCAUCACUUUGAAGGAUAUUAGAGGUGGCAAUGAAGUUUCGCCAGUUCGAAACCGAGCCGAACCGGGGUUUACCGCAGUGGGCCUUCGGGCGGCAGGUUCCCUGGAACUGGUGGCUUGGUGGCUCGGGUAUGCAUCCAACUCUGACCUUAUGGAGAAGGGGAUGCAUUUGUUCGAUUGAGGGUAUCCCAGGAUGCUUAUCCAGUGAUUUAGUUGAUCGUUCAAAAAAAAAAAAACUAUAAGGAACCCCAUGCGUGACCUCCCCAUUUCUGUGGAUCGCUCUAAUGGUCGAAACACCGCACUGGGCCUACGGGCGACGGGUUUUCCCCGAACUGGUGGCUUGGUGGCUCGGGUAUGCAUCCAACUCUGACCUUAUGGAGGAGGAGGGGAUGCAUUUGCUCGAUUGAGGGCAUCCCAGGAUGCUCAUCCGAUGAUUUAGUUGGCCGUUGAAAAAGUUCUUCAAAAUCAUCAAAACGUGGUAAACUUGGUUCAAUUCAUGUGAACCAUUAUGAAUCAAAGAGAGAUGAUAUAGAUGUAUGUCUCAACCCACAGCGCAUAGGCCUAAUAACUUUUACUAAUAUAGUUUAAAGCAGUUUUAAAUAAUAAAUAUAAUCAAGAGUUUCCCUCCAAUAUCUGAUCAUUUCCACAACGAAAUUAUGACGAUCGAACUGUGCUCUGAUGUGCGAAUCCGGGUGCUAGAUUUCUUCAUCCAAUCUGCUCAACAACUCCAAGUUCCUCCAAUCGUAAAGUACACUGCAUUCUCCUUCUUUGCUGAACGAUUUUGCCCUAUCAUCUGCAGAUCCUUACAGGGUAUUACAAGACACUGGCUUUUACAACCAGUAACAGAAAGCAAUCUUCAGCUGUUUGCUCUUAUUGCAAUAUGGAUUUCAAGCAAAAUACACGAUUCUCGGCCCUUAACCGUUAAGAAGUUGAAAAUUCUGGCAGACAAGAUAAUACACGAGCAGCAUUAUACAACUAGAGAUUUCGCAGAAGCUGAGGUGAUUUUCAUGCAGGUAUUGAAUUUUGAGAUCGGUACAUCAGAUAUCGUCUUCAGGUUCCUUGAAGAUCUACUUAUUCAGUUGAAAGAAGUUGCAACAAUUGGGGAUCAUAUGAAUCUUGAAGUAUGCAUGGACAUUAUGGAUCUUCUUUACGAAAAAGAGGAAACAACAACGCUAUAUACUUCUUCCCAUUCUUUGGCUGCAUCAAUCCUGGUUGCCUCGUAUGUGAUUAUGGUUCCUAAACAAAGAUGGGAGUUUCCUGUUAUUCCUUGGGUGAAAUAUGGGAUGGCAUGCACAGACGAAGAGAUCAUACAAGUUGUUACAUACAUACUCAAACAUGUGUUACAACCAUCUUCGUGUUAGAGAUGUUUUCUUAGACAAGGAUCUUUCUAGAAUUAGAAAGUGUUCGGCAACCUUUGUCCCAUUAAGUGUUAAAUCAAUAAGAGGUUUUACUGGGUAGGAGACUCUUAACCCGUAAGUGUUGAGCUAAUAAAUGUCGUAUAAUUGAAUCUCUGAA
This is a messenger RNA of Helianthus annuus (common sunflower), 2120 nucleotides long. RefSeq names its product cyclin-J18. NCBI's taxonomy places the organism in Eukaryota, Viridiplantae, Streptophyta, Magnoliopsida, Asterales, Asteraceae. The record is from RefSeq and is a predicted model, not a curated record. The transcript has 9 exons. The coding region runs from base 1262 to 1966 and encodes 234 amino acids.